AAAAAAACAAAUAUUAAAGCACCCAAAAAUGCAGUUGGGGAGGUGAGUAGCAGAUGGGAAUUCAAUUCCCUUCCCCUCUUCCCUGGCUAUAAAAUGCAGAGGCAUUUGCCUCAUUUCAAUCAUCCAUCACCAUUCCAUUCCAUCCAUUUCCUUUCCUUUGCUCUGCUUCUGUUCGUAUUUCUUUUGUGGGUUUUGGUAGUGAAACGUUUUCACUACCACGGGUAGAUAGGAGAUUUCCUUGUGAGUGAAAUAGUGAGGUUGUUUGGGAAACACCGUGUGUUCUAUUUCUUGUAUCGAGAAAAUCUCUGUAACCUACCAUUAUUAUAGUAAAGAAAUACUCCGGAGCUGCUGUUCCCGUGGACUGGCCCAAAAUCAGG
Messenger RNA from Linum tenue, 377 nucleotides. The record is from the annotation of a GenBank genome assembly. NCBI's taxonomy places the organism in Eukaryota, Viridiplantae, Streptophyta, Magnoliopsida, Malpighiales, Linaceae.